GUUCGAAUCUCAUUACUCUCCCCCCGUUUCGUCGUCUUCCACUCCGUUGGAGACUCCGCUCGCUCGAUGGAGAGCUUCGCCAUCGGCCGGCCUCUCCCCUCCUCUCUCUCCGGCGCCUCUCUCCUCCGCCGCUUCCCCGUCUCCUCCCUCCCGCCACCAUCAGCUGCGCCCCUCUCCCUCCACCGCCGUCCCAUCUCCCCCCUCCGCUCCCCCCUCCGCCCCGUCCCCCUCCCCUUCCCCCGCCGCCAAAAUCCCUCCCUUUCCGCCGUCCGCGCCGCUUCCUCGUCUGAGGAAACCCCGAAACCCUCUUCCCCCCCGCCGCCAGCGCCGCCGCAGGGGGCGAAGCUCGUUCCCCUAGCGAUCUCCCUCGCCAUCGGCCUCGCCGUCCGCUUCCUCGUCCCCCGGCCCAUCGAGGUCACCUCUCAGGCCUGGCAGCUCCUAGCCAUCUUCCUCUCGACCAUUGCGGGCCUCGUCCUGAGCCCGCUGCCGGUGGGCGCUUGGGCCUUCCUCGGCCUCACCGCCUCGGUUGUCACCAAAACGUUAAGUUUCUCCGCAGCAUUCGGGGCCUUCACGAACGAAGUGAUCUGGCUGAUCGUGAUCUCCUUCUUCUUCGCGAGGGGUUUCGUGAAGACCGGGCUUGGGGAUAGGAUUGCCACCUACUUUGUGAAGUGGCUGGGGAGGAGCACGUUGGGGCUGUCGUAUGGUCUCACGAUCAGUGAGGCUUUAAUUGCUCCGGCGAUGCCCAGCACUACUGCCAGGGCCGGCGGUGUGUUCCUUCCGAUCAUCAAGUCGCUGUCGCUCUCAGCCGGGAGCCGGCCAGGGGAUUCUUCGUCCAAGAAGCUCGGGUCCUAUCUGGUCAUGUCUCAGUUCCAGUCAGCUUGUAACUCAAGUGCCCUUUUCCUAACUGCUGCAGCUCAAAACCUCUUAUGCCUUAAAUUAGCUGAAGAACUUGGGGUUAGGCUUGCAAGUCCAUGGGUAUCAUGGUUCAAGGCUGCAAGUUUACCUGCCAUCAUUUCUCUUCUAGCUACUCCAUAUAUCUUAUACAAGAUCUUUGCCCCACAAGUCAAAGAUACACCAGAUGCACCUGCUUUGGCUACAAAAAAACUGGAGCAGAUGGGGCCUGUAACAAGGAAUGAAUGGGUCAUGGUUAGUACCAUGGGUCUUGCAGUUUCUUUAUGGGUUUUCGGUGAGGCUCUUGGUAUAGCAAGUGUUGUUGCAGCAAUGUUUGGCUUAUCUAUCCUUCUGCUUCUGGGUGUUCUGGAUUGGGAUGAUUGCCUAUCUGAAAAGUCUGCAUGGGAUACUUUAGCUUGGUUUGCAGUCCUAGUUGGAAUGGCUGGCCAACUUACAAAUCUUGGGAUAGUGACAUGGAUGUCUAGUUGCGUGGCCAAGUUUCUUCAGGCUUUCUCACUGAGCUGGCCAGCUUCAUUCUGUGUUCUCCAGGCAUCCUACUUUCUCAUCCACUACCUAUUCGCAAGUCAGACUGGGCAUGUGGGAGCCUUGUACUCGGCAUUUCUUGCCAUGCACUUGGCAGCUGGUGUUCCUGGUGUGUUGGCAGCACUGGCCUUGGCCUUCAAUACAAAUCUUUUUGGCGCAUUAACACAUUAUAGCAGUGGUCAGGCAGCUGUAUACUAUGGAGCUGGAUUUGUAGAGCUUCCUGAUGUAUUCAGGCUGGGCUUUAUGACAGCCAUGAUUAAUGCUUUGAUCUGGGGAGCUGUUGGAACGUUCUGGUGGAAAUUUUUGGGGCUGUACUGAGGAUGGAGAUACUGUAAGUUAAGUUUUUCUCUUUGGCAAUGAAAGGAUUUUUUUCCAUAAUUUAUUCUGGAAGCAUUUAUAUCUUCUUUCUACAGCCUUCAAAGUUUUGAUGAAGAGAGUGAGUCCCAUCAUCAUGCUUCCAAGAUGAUUGGCAUUGGUAUCUAUACUUCAAUUAUUUUUUUUUGUCAUUCCAUGGAUUUUCUUUCCCAUUUCUGUACACACUGUCAUUUUUGGCAAUGUUUAUUGUUGCUCUAUUAGAUAUUUUUACCUUGAUAAGAACAAGUUUUUUAACAUCUGGAUUGUUAAUGGGAAACUUUCAGUGGGUGUUUGCUUUGCAUUUUAAUUCUAGUGGCAAUCCCUUAAUUCUAAUCUGUUACUUGUUAUGUGCUAGACCGACUUAAUUCAGGUAUGUCUUUUGAUCAACUUUGUUCUUGUUUCAUUUAUACAUGAGAGGGCAAUUGAUGACCUCUAAACUGAGAGGAUGAAUGAAUCAUGUUUAUUUAAGAAAUAAGUAAUAUCCUUCACUACAUCACUAUUCUGUUUAUGUAUGGCUUCCUGUGAUGCAGCUCCACAUAAAAAAAUGGAAAAAAUGAACGAUUGACAUAUUGGAAAAAAGGAAAAUAAGAGAACAAUUGAAUAAUGAGUUUUAUAUGGGGAGAACUCGAAAAUCAAAAAUUAAUGUGUGCGCAUAUGAUUCCUGUCAUAAAUUGUGUGGAUUAGAUGCUUCCAUAAAUGAGUCAUAGUGGAAUAAGUUUGUAAAUUGCCCCAGGCAGUAUUUAACUUAGUUUGACUAGAUGAUAAUUUUCAUAGGUUCAUGCCAUGAUUAGUCCCAAUAUGCUACAUUUCAUUUUGACACAGCAUGAUACACUGGAUGCACCAAUCUAGGCAGAUACAGAGUAGAACUCCAGAAAAUCACUUGAAAAUAAAUAAGUCGCGGUGAUAGUUUAACAAUAUGUUGGUUUAGCUUUCAGGCAAUUAGAAUAAAGAAAUAUAUAAUAUUUGGUUUUCAUACUUCAAUAAUAAUGUGAGAAAAAUAUAAGUGAUAAUAACAAUAGAAAAAGGCUGGUCAAGGAUAUUUA
Molecule: messenger RNA, 2831 nt
Organism: Phoenix dactylifera (date palm)
Lineage: Eukaryota; Viridiplantae; Streptophyta; Magnoliopsida; Arecales; Arecaceae
Gene: DIT2.1
Product: dicarboxylate transport 2.1
Biological process (GO): transmembrane transport
Cellular component (GO): membrane
Molecular function (GO): transmembrane transporter activity
Source: RefSeq, a predicted model, not a curated record